This is a messenger RNA of Teleopsis dalmanni, 1293 nucleotides long. Its product is annotated as dynein intermediate chain 4, axonemal-like. Gene Ontology annotation, biological process: cilium movement. The transcript has 3 exons. Gene Ontology annotation, molecular function: dynein heavy chain binding; dynein light chain binding. NCBI's taxonomy places the organism in Eukaryota, Metazoa, Arthropoda, Insecta, Diptera, Diopsidae. The record is from RefSeq and is a predicted model, not a curated record. Bases 10 to 1266 code for a protein of 418 amino acids. Gene Ontology annotation, cellular component: axonemal dynein complex.
UAUCGUGGUAUGGAAUUGCCUAGCCGUUUGGAUAAGGAACAUGAAUUAAAGUACAAAAUUGAAAUACUCUUUGAGUUUCCUCAACCAGGAAAUUUACGUAGAUCUAUGGCUGAUAUUGAUUUCUGUCCAUCAAAUGGCGAUAUCUUUGCAGUUGCUUAUGGUAUUUUCUCCUUUUCAGCAUCAACUGUUCCCAAAUCUGGGCAGGUAUGCAUUUGGAGCGUUAAAAAUCCAGAAAACCCUGAACGUAUAUACAAUUAUCCGUUACCUUGUACUGCUGUCAAAUUUUCACAAUUUUUGCCUUCUUUAAUUGCUAUCGGCUUAUACGAUGGUAAUGUGGAAGUGCGUGAUAUAACUUUUCCUGAUAUGCCUCCAGUCAGUGUUUCCAAUCCUGAAACAUUAAGUGGCUGUGAAAGUAUUGUGACAAUUAGAUGGAUUAAGAAAAAUGAGACAGAUGGUAGUGAUGGCAUUGACCCAUUUUUAUCACUUGCACAAGAUGGUUGCGUUACGAAAUUUCGUAUUGUUAGUGGACCAUAUCUUAUAUCAUAUGCUCAAAUGAUAUUAGAACGUGUAGAGGGUAAGGUUGAAGGAAUUCAAAUUCGAGAACCAAGAGAUGCUAUACAAUUUUCAAGUCAAAGUCCACAGGGCUUAAAUUUAACUGUACACCCAACAGCAGCUGAUAUUUACUAUAUAAUGACAGACGAGGGUUGUAUAUAUAAGUGCUCAACAAGCUAUGCACAUCAGUAUUUAGAUGUUAUUCGAGCACAUAGGAGCGCAGUUAAUAUGUUGGAUUUUUCACCAUGGUCACCAAAGGUGUAUCUUACUUGCGGAAACGAUUGGUGCAUACGUGUUUGGGUUGAGGGUAUCUAUAAACCACUCAUAACACUUAAAGAUCAGUUUACGCCAUUAAACUGUGCUUAUUGGAGUCGCACACACUCCACAAUCAUCAUUGCUAUAAAUCGAAAAACAGUGGAUAUAUGGGAUAUACGCCGUAAUUUACUGAAACCAAUAUCAUCCACAAAUUUGCAAAGCUCCUUCCAAACAACGGCAAAAAUAGCCAAAUGUGGGCAUUCAAUUGCGGUGGGUAAUGAACGGGGCACUACAAUGAUGUGUCAACUGGUUGACAUGCCGUAUGAACCUCAUUUCCAAUAUGAUGAGCUGGAGAAAGCAAUUUUCAAAGCUAUUGCUCUGCACCCAGAUUUGAUAAAUGAACUUAGAAAUAUUGGAUACUUCGGUUAUAAAAAUAAAGGACAAGUUUUACCACCAUAAAAAUCAAAAAUAUAUUUAUUUAUAUUU